Vanrija pseudolonga is the source of this 468-nucleotide messenger RNA. RefSeq lists its product as uncharacterized. The coding region runs from base 1 to 468 and encodes 155 amino acids. Lineage: Eukaryota; Fungi; Basidiomycota; Tremellomycetes; Trichosporonales; Trichosporonaceae. The transcript is spliced from 2 exons. The record is from RefSeq and is a predicted model, not a curated record.
AUGACUACAUCUGGUAGCGCAGCCCUCCUUGCCGUCCUCGCCGCCGCCUCGAUCGGCAGCGCCGCCCCCACACCGCAGUUCAUCGACGAUGCGUACGACGGGCCAGUAGACGUCGUUGACGGUCCCAUCGACGCACCCUUCGACGGCCCGUGGAAGAAGUCGGCCGAGCCGCAGUUUAUCGACGACGGGCCCUUUGACGGACCCGUUGACGACGUGGUCGACGGCCCAUUUGCCGACGGCAACGACGGCCCAUGGAUCAAGAAGUCGGCCGAGCCCCAGUUCAUCGACGAUGGCUUCGACGGCCCCGUCGUGGACGAGUUUGACGGGACCAUUAUCGAUGGCCCCGUCGACGGCCCGUGGGUCAAGAAGUCCCAAGGGCGCCAGUAUGUCGACGACGGCUUUGAUGGCCCCGUCGUAGACGACUUUGACGGACCUAUCAUCGAUGGCCCCGUUGACGGGCCGUUUUGA